This is a messenger RNA of Psammomys obesus (fat sand rat), 987 nucleotides long. RefSeq names its product dynein axonemal heavy chain 7-like. The record is from RefSeq and is a predicted model, not a curated record. Gene Ontology annotation, biological process: microtubule-based movement. Bases 1 to 987 code for a protein of 328 amino acids. The transcript has 6 exons. Gene Ontology annotation, molecular function: dynein light intermediate chain binding; dynein intermediate chain binding; minus-end-directed microtubule motor activity. Gene Ontology annotation, cellular component: dynein complex. NCBI's taxonomy places the organism in Eukaryota, Metazoa, Chordata, Mammalia, Rodentia, Muridae.
AUGUGUCGUUGCAUCCAGCUGUUAGAUGAUCUCUGGAGAUUUGAACUUGAGUCUUCAGGCUUGUGUGGGGAAACGCCCCAGCCCCAGCGCCUGCAUGUUUUAGUUUUCCGGUAUGUUUUGGAACAUUUAUCAAGAAUAUGCCGCAUUCUAAAGCAGUCUGGAGGAAACGCUUUGCUUAUUGGGCUUGGAGGGAGUGGUCGGCAGUCUUUAACUCGUCUGGCUACAUCUAUGGCAAAAAUGCAGAUUUUCCAACCAGAAAUUUCUAAGAGUUAUGGUAUGAAUGAGUGGAGAGAGGAUAUGAAGACCUUGCUAAGAAAUGUAGGCAUGAAAGGCCAGAAGACCGUCUUUCUGAUCACAGACACUCAGAUUAAAGAGGAAGCUUUUCUGGAAGAUAUCGACAGUGUGCUCAAUACUGGUGAAGUUCCUAACAUUUUUGCAGCAGAUGAAAAGCAAGAAGUAAUGGAGGGUGUUCGUCCAGUAGCUCAGGCUGGCAAUAAACAUGGUGAACUCAGCCCCUUAGCCUUGUUUGCUUUCUUUGUAAAUCGCUGCAAAGAUAAUCUUCACAUCGUGGUGGCCUUUAGCCCUAUAGGAGAUGCCUUUCGCAAUCGUCUGAGACAGUUUCCAUCUCUCAUCAAUUGUUGUACUAUUGACUGGUUUCAGCCAUGGCCUGAGGAUGCUCUUGAGCGUGUAGCUGUGAGUUUCUUAGAAACUCUGGCACUUACUGAGGCUGAGCGACGAGAGAUAGUCCCGAUCUGUAAACACUUUCACACUUCCAUUAUGGACCUUUCAAAAAGGUUUUUAGAAGACUUAGGACGACAUAACUAUGUUACCGCUACUUCUUAUCUUGAACUUAUUGGCUCAUUUCGGCAGCUUUUGACUAAGAAACGUCAGGCUGUCAUGGAAGCAAAACAACGCUAUGUGAAUGGACUUGACCAGUUAGCUUUUGCCGAGUCUCAGGUAAAUUCGAUAAGCUGUUCAAAAUUAUAA